AGUCUUCAUCACUAAUUCAUCACCUGUAAGGCUGUAACGGAAGAAAGAGGAGAGAGCAAGAGGUGAGAUGAGGAUAGUAGGACUGACCGGCGGGAUCGCAUCGGGGAAGAGCACUGUCUCCAAUCUUUUCAAGCUUCACGGCGUCCCCGUCGUCGACGCCGACCUCGUCGCCCGCGAUGUUCUAAAGAAAGGCACUGGCGGUUGGAAAAAGGUUGUGGCGGCAUUUGGUGAGGACAUCUUACUAGAUAAUGGAGAAGUUGAUCGGGCGAAACUCGGUCACAUUGUGUUUUCUGAUCCUGACAAGCGCCAACUUCUUAACAGGUUAUUGGCACCAUAUAUUUCAUCUGGAAUUUUCUGGGAAAUUUUGAAGCUAUGGAUGAAGGGCUACAAGGUUAUUGUUCUCGAUAUUCCUCUUUUGUUUGAGGCCAAGAUGGACAAGUGGACAAAGCCCAUUAUUGUUGUAUGGGUUGAUCCUGAAACACAACUUCAGCGUCUCAUGGAAAGAGACAGAACGUCCGUUGAAGAAGCCAAAAACAGGAUACAAGCUCAGAUGCCUUUGGAUUUGAAAAAAACCAAAGCAGACAUUGUGAUUGACAACACCGGAUCACGUGAGGAGCUGAACGAACGUUUUCAGAGGGUACUAACCCAUGUCUCAAAGCCCUUGACGUGGUCUGAAUUUGCGCUCUCUAGACAGGGAGCAUUUGUGGCUUCUAUAUUGGUUUUUGUGGGUGUCAUCAUUUGCAGAAAAACCCUAUAAUUACGGUGCGUUUGUGAUUCGUUGUACAAACAUUUUGCUUUCAUACCUUUGAAUCCUUUUGGCAACAGCUGUCAUUGACGUAAA
This is a messenger RNA of Rhododendron vialii, 841 nucleotides long. Its product is annotated as dephospho-CoA kinase-like. Gene Ontology annotation, molecular function: ATP binding; dephospho-CoA kinase activity. The transcript is spliced from 3 exons. NCBI's taxonomy places the organism in Eukaryota, Viridiplantae, Streptophyta, Magnoliopsida, Ericales, Ericaceae. The coding region runs from base 68 to 757 and encodes 229 amino acids. The record is from RefSeq and is a predicted model, not a curated record. Gene Ontology annotation, biological process: coenzyme A biosynthetic process.